AUGUCCACACAGAACCGUCGCUCGUCGGUUUUUUCCUCAACGGCGUCGUCUAUGGCGAAACGACACCCGUCGUUGUCGUCGGGGAAGGCGAAGGCGGUUCCUCCUCCGCACGUGGCUAGAAAGAGAGAGCCUCUCACAAACCUCACCAAUUUGAAAACGGCGUUUCCUGCUCCUUCUUUGGUGUCAUGUUCAACUAAAAUUACCAAGACCAAGAAAGAGAAUGAGGCUCCUGCGAGAACCAGCAUCACAAGAUCAUCAAUUCGGGAGAAGAAAGUACCAGCGUUGCAAAAUGUUAACUCAAGCGCAGUUAUUAAUCCUAAGGCCAAUUCUUUACCCCAAAGGAAAGGUGUUUCUCCUUGUAUAUCAGAUGCCAUGUCCGUUUCUAUGGAUGAGACAAUGUCUUCCUGUGAUUCUAUUAAGAGUCCUGAAGUUGAAUAUAUGGACAAUUGUGAUAUUUCAGCUCUUGAUUCAAUUCAGAUAAAGCCAUUCAGCAAUUUGAAUAGUUCUGAUACUACAGAACCUAAAGGUAAUUUAUGUAGUAGGGACAUAAUUGUUGAGUUGGGAAGAGAGGAGAUUGUCAAUAUUGAUAAUGUUUACUCGGAUCCGCAGCUUUGUGCUACCUAUGCUUGUGACAUCUACAAGAACCUACGUGAAUCUGAGGAAAAGAAAAGGCCUUCCGCUAACUUCAUGGAGACAAUUCAGAAGGACAUAAAUGUCAGCAUGCGCGCAAUAUUGAUUGACUGGCUUGUUGAGGUGGCUGAGGAGUAUCGGCUUGUACCUGAUACGUUGUAUUUGACUGUGAACUACAUAGAUCGGUAUCUUUCAGGGAAUGCUAUGAAUAGGCAAAGAUUACAAUUACUUGGUGUUGCCAGCAUGAUGAUUGCCUCUAAAUAUGAGGAGAUUUGUGCACCUCAGGUGGAGGAAUUUUGUUAUAUAACUGAUAACACGUACUUGAAAGAAGAGGUUUUGCAAAUGGAAUCUGCUGUCUUGAAUUAUCUGAAGUUUGAAAUGACAGCCCCAACAAUUAAAUGUUUCUUAAGACGAUUUGUUGGUGCUGCUAAAGAUGUCACUGAGGUCCUUUCACUGCAACUAGAAUGUCUAACCAACUAUAUUGCUGAAUUAUCUCUCUUGGAGUACAGUAUGCUUUGUUAUGCUCCAUCACUUAUAGCUGCUUCUGCAAUUUUCCUGGCCAGAUUUAUACUUUUUCCUUCAAAGAAGCCAUGGAAUUCCACAUUGCAGCAUUACACGCUCUACCAGCCUUCUGAUCUGUGUGCAUGUGUAAAAGAUCUCCAUCGUCUUUGCUGCAACAGUCAUGAUUCUAAUUUACCUGCAAUCCGAGAGAAAUACUGUCAGCACAAGUACAAGUAUGUGGCCAAGAAGCGCAUCCCUCCUUCAAUACCUCAAGAAAUUUUCCAGAAUUGA
Abrus precatorius (Indian licorice) is the source of this 1422-nucleotide messenger RNA. RefSeq names its product cyclin-A1-1-like. Gene Ontology annotation, molecular function: cyclin-dependent protein serine/threonine kinase regulator activity. The transcript has 11 exons. Bases 1 to 1422 code for a protein of 473 amino acids. Gene Ontology annotation, biological process: regulation of cyclin-dependent protein serine/threonine kinase activity; mitotic cell cycle phase transition. Gene Ontology annotation, cellular component: cyclin-dependent protein kinase holoenzyme complex; nucleus; cytoplasm. The record is from RefSeq and is a predicted model, not a curated record. NCBI's taxonomy places the organism in Eukaryota, Viridiplantae, Streptophyta, Magnoliopsida, Fabales, Fabaceae.